Brenthis ino (lesser marbled fritillary) is the source of this 309-nucleotide messenger RNA. The record is from the annotation of a GenBank genome assembly. NCBI's taxonomy places the organism in Eukaryota, Metazoa, Arthropoda, Insecta, Lepidoptera, Nymphalidae.
AUGGCGGACGCGGGAAAUCUCUUUGUGUUGCCAGUAGAAAAAUUUCAACACUUCUUUUCAUCUAUGACUUAUAGGGUCGAGGGUCGAAUAGUUUUCAACCCUUUAUGGUUGGUAAAGGUGUGGUUCCAAAAUAGAAGAACGAAGCAUAAACGAAUGCAGCAAGAAGAAGAAGCAAAGACUGGUACAAAGUCUAGCUCAUCGGGUUCAAAGCCAGACGACGGGAACCAAUUCAAUAAUUCAUACGAGGAAGAAGAUGAAGAACUUAUAGAUAUGGACAUGGAUGAACUAAGUGAGAGUGAAAAUGAAACG